GUUUAGAGCGCGGCGGCCCGGGUGUGGGAGGGCGAGCGGCGGCAGCACCGGCGCCCUCAGCCCUGUCAGCCGCACUCCGGUCCACGGAAAGAACGUGCGAAGGGAACGGUGCUCGGCGACUGCAUCCAACACACGACCACCAGCCCGGCGUCGCGGCCUCGCCGCAGCCGGAGCUGCCCGGCCCGGUUGGUUCUGCGGGCGCCCGCGGAGGCCCGGGAUCCGGGAUCCAGGCUGCCGGGAGGCUUGGAUGAAAAAGGAUGACAGUGAAGUUGGGCGACGCCGGCAGCGGGGAGGAAGGGCUCAAGAAGCUGGGCAAGCGGACGGCCGAUGAGGAGUCUCUGGACGGAGAGGGGCCCGGCGGCGCGGACGCGGCGGAGGACAGCAGCAGCACAAAGAGGGACGGGCAGACCCCUCGGGCCGCCGGAGCCCCAGCACCACCCAGAGGGUUACCAGCGCCGUCCCCACCGCAGGGUAGUCCCCAAGACCAGCACCACUUCCUCAGGUCCAGCGUGCGACCACAGAGCAAGAGGCCCAGGAAGGACGCGCCCUGCGCUGUGGGUAGUGGUGGUGCCAGCGGUUCCGGGCCGCGCGGAAAAGGAGGUGACGGUGGCGCAUCAUCUUCUGGAAACAUAUCUGUGGUUGCUCCUGCCACCCCUGCAGGAGGUUCGCGUUCCUCUUCCCGGAACUUAGGCUCUUCAGGGCCUGAGAAGGAAGAAGGAAAGAAGGUCCGGAGGCAGUGGGAGUCAUGGAGCACAGAGGACAAGAAUACCUUCUUUGAAGGCCUCUAUGAGCAUGGAAAAGAUUUUGAAGCUAUUCAGAACAAUAUUGCUCUAAAAUACAAGAAAAAGGGCAAGCCUGCCAGCAUGGUGAAGAACAAGGAGCAGGUCCGGCAUUUCUACUACCGCACCUGGCACAAGAUUACCAAGUACAUUGACUUUGACAAUGUGUUCUCUCGAGGGCUAAAGAAAUCAUCCCAGGAACUCUAUGGUCUGAUCUGCUAUGGAGAGCUACGAAAGAAGAUCGGGGGUUGCAUGGAUGACAAGAAUGCAACAAAGUUGAAUGAACUCAUUCAGGUUGGCGCCACCACAGUACGUUAUAAAGGGAGAAAUCUGCGGAUCAAGGCACCCAUGUGUCGGGCCCUGAAGAAACUCUGCGAUCCAGAUGGUCUAAGUGAUGAAGAGGACCAGAAGCCAGUGCGCUUACCUCUGAAAGUCCCUGUAGAGCUACAACCGCGGAACAACCACGCCUGGGCACGAGUACAGAGCCUGGCCCAGAACCCACGUCUCAGGAUGAUUGUGGAGCUACAUCGAAAAGUCUCUAGCCUCAUUGAGUUCUUGAAGCAGAAGUGGGCACUCCAUGAAGUACGAAUUCGGAAGACACUUGAGGAGAGGCAGCUGCAGGGCUCGAGCACAGCACAGACCCAGGAGAAGGUGGCACUGCACUUGUUCCCAGGCGAGAACUGUACGCUGACACCACUGCCGGGUGUGGCCCGUGUGGUACACUCCAAGGCCUUCUGCACUGUACACUGGCAAGAGGGUGGCAGGUGCAAGCAGGGUACCAAGGACACGCACUCGCUGCCUCCAGCCCAGAUCCUGGGCAUCCAGAGUGGUCAGGGAAUAGCCCGGGGCCAGGUGAAGUGCCAGAGGGGCAGUGCUGAAGCCAAGGGUGGGGGGCGGCUUCUUCCUAAUGCAGAUGCUUCACAGAGUUCAGGGGAGAGUUCCCCUGAGAGUGCUCCUGGAGAGGGGACAGCUCCAAGUAUGAACAGCUCAGAUGCCCCUGACAGGCCUCCUCAUGGGCACCAGGACUCUGGCCCACAGCUUGAGAAGACCUCACUAGCAGCCCUUGCUGUGGGUGGGGAGAGCCCCAUUCAAGAAUCUAGGGCCCUGCCAUGUUCAUGUGGCCAGCCCCCAGACUUGGAAGAUGAACUCUCACUCCUUGACCCCUUUCCCCGAUACCUGAAGUCUUGCCAGGAUCUCAUCAUCCCGGAGCAGUGCCGCUGUACAGACACACAGUCUGGGAGAGAGCACCCUCUUCUUGGCAUGGUUGCUUCCCCAGAGGCACUCAUGCCCAGCAGCAGAGAGGUUGCAGACAACGGUCCCCCUGGCCCGGACCCUCAAAUUGGCACCGAUCCUCAACUUGAGCCCAGGCUUCUGCCAGAUAUUUGUACUAAAGAGCUGGCAGAUGUAUCUCCUGAAGAGUCUCAGGAGAAAGGGAGCCCCUCAGAACCUCUGUUGUCUCAAGGACAGCCUGCUGCCAGGCCUUCAAAGGAAGUCCCUGCCAGCCAACUGGCCCAACAGCUGCGUGAAGAGGGCUGGAACUUGCAGACCUCUGAGAGCCUCACGCUGGCUGAAGUCUACCUCAUGAUGGGCAAGCCGAGCAAGCUGCAGCUAGAGUAUGACUGGCUGGCUGUGCUGGGCCCUGAGAGCCAGGUGCCCACAGCACAGGGUCAGACCGCCCUAUCCCGCUCUCCGCCUUCAGCCCUCCACCAGCAGCGCCUCCUGAACUGCCUCUUGAGGCUCAUCUCCACUGAGGUCCACCCCAAGAUGGCUUUUGAAGCAAACACAGCAUCAACAGCCUCAGUCAGGCCCACCCAAGAGGAACAGUCCACAUCCCCCCCAGGGAAGGUAGUGACCAUCAACUCUCGGAGUCCCCGCUGCUCUCGAAACCCAUCUGCCCUCCGAAGCAGCAAGACUUUCCCAUCUGGUUCUGCACCUUGUUCCCCAGGUUUAAGGAAUCCCCCAAGGCCUCUCUUGGUAGCUGGUUCCUCCAGCACAGGAAGCGGUGACUCAGACGGUGGCCUCUUUGCUGUACCAACAACUUUGCCACCCAAUAGUCGACAUGGGAAGCUCUUCUCUCCCAGUAAGGAGGCAGAACUGACUUUUAGGCAGCACCUGGACUCCAUCAGCAUACAGUCAGACUUCUUCUCACCAAAGCCCAAGAAACUACGCAAACGGCACUUACGAAAGCCACUGGUGGUCCAGAGGACGCUGCUCCCUAGACCUUCUGAAAACCAGUCCCACAAUGUGUGUUCCUUCUCCAUCCUGUCUAAUUCUCCUAUAGCUGGGAGAGGCUGGUUCCGGCCCAUCCAGUCUUCUCUGACCAAAGCAGCUCUGUCUCGACCGAUAGUGCCCAAGGUCCUCCCAUCUCAGGCCACUAGUCACCUGCCCAGUGCCAUCGACUUAGCAGCUCAAAGUGCUGGCAUCAUCCCUGGAAGUCCCUUACCAGUUUUAGAUACUGAUGGUUCAUCUGGCAUCUCUCCACUGACUUCAGAACAAGUAACCACUGCCAUCUCGGGGCAGGGUGACACUGGACCACACCAGAACAGAGAGCCUGUUACUUCCGUAAGGGGCACUAGUGACCCAUUUAUCAGCGUUCCAAGACCAGAGCAGGAGCCAAUGACAGACAGUUUCCAGGGAUCAUCUGUUCUGUCCUUACCUGAGCUGCCCAAGACUCAUCUCCAGAAUGGCCUUUCCACACCUUUACCCUCAUCAGAGAGCUCCAGCACCCGGCUCUCCCCACCCAAUGUUUCUGCACUACUGGACAUAUCCCUACCUGGCCCACCUGAGGAUGUUCUCUCACAGGGAGAACCUGCCACACAGAUCAGUGACUCCAUCAUUGAGAUUGCCAUCAGCUCUGGCCAGUAUGGUGACGGAGUCCCUCUUUCUCCAGCAAAACUAAAUGGCAGUGACAGUUCCAAGAGUCUUCCCUCCCCAUCCAGCAGCCCCCAGCCCAACUGGAUUGCGUCUCCCACUCAUGACCCACAGUGGUACCCCAGUGACUCCACAGAUUCCUCGCUCAGCAGCUUGUUUGCCAGCUUCAUAUCCCCAGAGAAGAGCAAGAAGAUGCUACCAACUACUGCUGUUGGGGCCAACAGUGGCACAUCUUUGCUUGGCCCUAGCUUGUUGGAUGGAAAUUCAAGGGACUCUUUUGUGUCCAGGUCUCUUGCUGAUGUUGCAGAAGUGGUAGAUUCCCAGCUGGUGUGCAUGAUGAAUGAGAACAGCAUUGACUAUAUAUCUCGAUUUAAUGACCUGGCACAAGAACUGUCCAUUAAUGAACCUGGCCGACGAGAGGUUCUUUUUGAUGGUGGAGGAUGUGGUAAUCCUGUCGGUGACCUCUCUCAGUGACGGUGCCUUGUGACAUGGGCAUCCUGGAAUCCACAAGGGAAGUCUGUGGGGCUGGCCCAUGAAACUGUCUUCACAGUAGGGAGAGUGAAGCCCAGAAUCCCCAGAAGACCGUGAACCAGAGCACCUCCAACAGCAUACGAUGUGCAGCCCAUAGGAGCAACUGAGCAUGGUCUGUCCCAGCAAGCAGGGACAGUACCGUGCACAGAGACCAGGACAAGCUCUGAGAAGGGCAGACAUCAGAAAUUCUUUGAGUAUCAGCCCCUCCUCAAUCCUGCAGGCUGUGUGGCAAUCCCACCUGUUUAUCUGCAUGUGAAGCCUUCUAGAGGGUCUCCUUCUUGCAAGAGACGUGCCUGGUGUUCCUUUUGUCUUGGGAGCUGUUAUUCCUGUGUUCAGGAAGACCACAGCCACUGCUGCUUUCUUUCUGAUAUCCUUUCCCCACUUGGCUGUUGUGUAUGUAGUGAUAUUACAAGGGAUAGUGAAUAUGGAUCAGGCUCUUUCUUGGUGGUAUCUACAAGCUAAUACACUUUCUGGAUGCCUUGACGAUGAAGCAGAGUCAGUAGCUAUCAGAGGUUUGGUUCUUCCUGACAUAAAAGGGGGAAAAGUAUGUCUUGUAGGUUGUAUGGAUGUUUUAUACAGUCCUACAAAGCUGGUUGGAAAUGUUUCUUGUGGUUUCAGAAUAGGAGACAUGGCCAGACUGCGGUGAUGCAUACCUUUAAUUCCAGCACUCGGGAGGCUGAGGCAGACAGAUCUCUGUGAGUUCGAGGUCAGCCUGAUCUAUAGAGCUAGUUCCAGGACUACUAGGGCUGUUACACAGAGAAACCCUGUCUCGAAAAACAAAACAAAAAAAGUAGACAUGAACAAGGAAUAUUAAGAGUCCUCUAUGUAGGUGGCUUUGCUCUCUUCCUGUGCUUAAACGCCAGUUCUUUCUAGGUGAAAUAAGAUACCAUUCUACUUGCCUGCCCCCCGCACACAAUACACUGCUGUGUCUAUAAAGCUUUUGUGUGUGCUCUAAUAUUUUUAUGUAUUAUUGCUAGUGUCUGAAGGGUAUCUUUACCCCAGGCUGCCUCUCUUCCUAUUCUGGAACUCAAGCAGGGUUCACAUGUCAGAGUAUGUUAAGAGCUCACCACUUGGUGGUGUUUUAACAGCUCUUUCCUGGACCCCAACUAUGGUCAGCAAUCAUGAUUGAGGCCAUCCUGCUUAGAAUGGCGCCAACAAGAGUUUUGCCCUCUUAGAUCCUUGCAGCACAGUCACUCUCCUGGCCCCAGUGUGUUCAGGGUGAACAGGUGACGUGUGCAGUACCCUCUCACCAAUUCCUCUCCACACAGCAGCCAGGACUGACAGGUCCUUCUCUUUUCUUUUCUUCACUUUUGGCAGGGUUUUUCUGUAGACCAGGCUGGCCUGGAACUCGGAGAUCUGCCUCCCAAAUGCUGGGAUUAAAAGCGCGCACCACCACACUCGGCUUGACAGUCCUGACUCCUGAAACUGAAACUGCCACCUCUGCUCUCUACCUGUUCUCUCCUUCCUUGCAGAGUAGUCCUUGAGACCAUCCUAGAAUGCAGACUCAACUGCAAGAACUGAGAGGAUACUGGUUCUUGACAGCAAAUUCCUUUAUCUCCUAGCCGCCUCCUUUCACUGGCACCUGUAAAGGAUCUGCCCCAGAUCCUGACAUGUAUCCCCUAGGUCUGGUAAGUCUAAAACCCUUAGAAGAUGAGAAGAGCAGUGAGUGGUGCUGUUAGGAAAGACUGGUGAAGUCCCUAGUGUAGUGUAUCUUUACCCAGCUGUGUGCUUUCAGCAUGCCUUUACUGAGCUGCAAGUUUUAGAUCUUGGGACUGUGACAUGAUUAGGAUACUAGAUUCAGCCUAGAUCGUUGCUAAUUGCCCUUCCACUAUUUCAAGCAGACUUUCCCACGUUAAGAAUGGGUGCUCUUGGCAUCCUGUUAACUGAGCUUAUAGCACUAGGCAGUUGGGUUCCUGAGCUGAUUCCCAUCAGGUAAUGAAUGCCUUGAGGCACAUGCAACUCUAUGAUCUCUAAAAGGAGCUGAGACUGUUUUGAACAGCAGAGGCUACAACCCUUGUCUUCUAGCAGCAAGCAGGGGUGGAAUGAGCUGAUUCUUUACUGCAGGGAACCUGAUAGGUUUCCAGAAGAGUCUACUGCUUCUUUAACAGCCAGACAGGCAUAUUUGCUCAUCAUCACCAUAUUAAAGGACAAAUAGUGGCAUUUGUAGCUGAGAAUCAGUGGGUAUAACUUCUCACAACUUAAUCAAAUAUCCAUACAUAAAUCUGGAAACUGCUAAAGGUUAGAAAUUUGUAAAGACAGCAAGAAAGCCUCCUUUCUGCAUCUUUCUCUGCCUUUCCAUCAGUUUUGAUGGCUCCUGUUCACCUAGGGCUUCCUUUGUGCAUUGGAACUUAGUGUGAUAUACAUGAGAUCACCCCUAUCCCCAGGUUCUCUGUGUAAUCCUGACUGUUCUGAACUCAAGGAGAUCCGCCAGCCUCUGCCUCCUAUGUGCUGGAUAAGGACAUAUCCAGCUGGAUAAAGGUGUGUGCUACCACCACCAGGCUAAGAAAUUUUUCUGUUAAUACUAAUGACUUAGACUUUUUGUUGAUUUGUCUUUUCAAAAAGAUUGAGAUCUAGUAUCUCUGGUGCUUGGUGUGGAUUAUUCCCUAGAAAAGAUGCUCAGGCAAGUUGAAGUUCAUAUAUCCUGUAGAGGCAUAGUACUUGCUCAGGGAGUAUGACUUUGGGGACAUUUCAUAUGUUGGUCAACCUUUUUUCCCACCUUGUUCUUUUUUCAUUCCUUGUGGCCUCACUGCUAGGGGAUGUCUCAUACAGUUAAAUCGCAUUUUUAACCAGACCACAUUAUUAGAAAUGGUCAUAACAAGCUUAGAGGGAAAUUGUUUUAUGUACUUUUAAAAACAUCUGCUAGACGCAUUCAUGAGGAAAUAUCAUACUUUGUCUCUAAUUUAAAAGAAAAAAAAAAAGAGGAAAAUUUAAUUUGAAAAAAGAAAAAACCACAGUAUACCGUUCCAAGAUGAUCGCCUGAUGAGGUCAGUCCAGUUUUGGAAGCACUGUACCAGCCAACCCUUACUAGUUAGUAAGAUCGCAGGCAGGAGGGCUGCAGCCUGCAGGCAGGACUCAGUGCUGUUUGCUUUGAUAAUCGUUAAGCCAUAUCAUCUGAGGUUUCCGGCUUGAGAUGUGAAUUUGUUUUAUAAACUAUAAAUAUACAGUGUAUGUAUAAAGCAGAAUGCCUGUCCUUCUGAUUAUUUUUUGUACCAUAUUGUAAAUUACAUUAUUUAUUCUUUACCAAUUUUUGGGGAAUAAAAGGUGUUUUGGUUAUUUAAUAUAAUAAACAAAAACUGUUAAACUUCAGCUAAAAUUUCCAGUUCAGCUUGUAAAUGUUUUUAUUGUGCAUAAAUACAUACUAAUACUUGA
Alexandromys fortis (reed vole) is the source of this 7550-nucleotide messenger RNA. RefSeq names its product cramped chromatin regulator homolog 1 (gene Cramp1). The record is from RefSeq and is a predicted model, not a curated record. Gene Ontology annotation, biological process: pattern specification process. Gene Ontology annotation, molecular function: chromatin binding. The transcript has 21 exons. NCBI's taxonomy places the organism in Eukaryota, Metazoa, Chordata, Mammalia, Rodentia, Cricetidae. The coding region runs from base 258 to 4124 and encodes 1288 amino acids. Gene Ontology annotation, cellular component: nucleus.